GAAUUUCUAAAAAGUGGUUUAAGAUUAAAAAAAUUUCUUAUUCAACAGAAAAUAUGGAAGAAACACCUUUAAGUAACAGCAUUGAUGACAACAACAAGGUAAACGCCAACGAUAUUGAUAUGUUCGUCGCUAACCAAUUUCUGGCACCCAUCGCCUGUUACGUCGAAUGUCCAUAUAUGCCAACCGAAGAACUUAACAACUUGUACGAUAAUGUCGAAAGUUUGCUGCCUCAGCACCAACUAGACAUUAAGAAUAUAUCCGAUAUGGAACUGACUGCGAGCAGUAAUUUCAAUUCGCAGUUGGAUGCUUCGACAGGCAGGAAGCCAAGGAUUCUGUUUAAAUGUAGCUUCUGCCCCAAGGAGUUUGAUGCUAGCUGGAACCGAAAUGUGCAUCAGCGUGGACACUUGAUGCAAGAGAAGAUCGAGUUCAAGUGCCCCGAAACCACAUGCGGCCGCGUCUACUAUAAAAAGCCCAGUCUGCUCUAUCAUCAGCGCACCAAAGGACACCAUGAUUGGAAGUUUCGUUGCAUAAACUGUAACAAGGCUUUUCAGAAGUAUUACAUGCUGAUGCGUCAUAUCAACUGCCAGACUUGCGUUAAAAGAUUUAUUUUAUACAAAAAAUGA
Molecule: messenger RNA, 623 nt
Organism: Scaptodrosophila lebanonensis
Lineage: Eukaryota; Metazoa; Arthropoda; Insecta; Diptera; Drosophilidae
Product: zinc finger protein 572-like
Exons: 3
Coding region: 54-623 (189 amino acids)
Biological process (GO): regulation of DNA-templated transcription
Molecular function (GO): DNA-binding transcription factor activity, RNA polymerase II-specific; RNA polymerase II cis-regulatory region sequence-specific DNA binding
Source: RefSeq, a predicted model, not a curated record